Exaiptasia diaphana is the source of this 1923-nucleotide messenger RNA. RefSeq names its product fibroblast growth factor receptor. Lineage: Eukaryota; Metazoa; Cnidaria; Anthozoa; Actiniaria; Aiptasiidae. Bases 373 to 1767 code for a protein of 464 amino acids. Gene Ontology annotation, biological process: protein phosphorylation; cell surface receptor protein tyrosine kinase signaling pathway; multicellular organism development. The record is from RefSeq and is a predicted model, not a curated record. The transcript is spliced from 13 exons. Gene Ontology annotation, cellular component: signaling receptor complex. Gene Ontology annotation, molecular function: protein binding; transmembrane receptor protein tyrosine kinase activity; ATP binding.
UUGCAGUUGCACAAGUUAUUCCAGGCCUCAAGAUCACGUGACUACAGCAUAUUCAAGAUAAACAUAAUCAAAUUUUAUAACGGAAGUGUUGGAGUCGAAUUUGAUGUCACUGCCGAGUUGAUCAACAAUACGACAUUGUGGUCAGCUACACAAAGCAUCACGGGAUCGAUAUGGAAAGAAACUCGUGGAAAAGCCUCAAAGUCUUUGCAUUUUUCGUCUUUGCAAGUUCAAGCUUCUCCACCGCCACCAGUCAAYGUCACUAAAAAUGACRUCACUACCAAGUCGGCCACCAUUGGUUGGUCAGCACCUGCCUACCACGACCCAUAUAACAUCACUAGCUACACUAUCGAGUACAAGAAGGCAGACACUAAAAUGGAGUAUUUCAGAGUCGAUUCCGUAGACUCUGAUAAAACAAGAGUUAUUGUAAAGGAUUUAAGCCAUGAUACGCGAUAUAUGAUGCGUGUUGUGUCAAUGAAUGCGUACGGACAAAUGCCGAGUCAGGAUUUGAUUGUACAAACUCAAAGUGAGGAACACAACAAUAAAAAGAAUCCCGACUCAGAACCACAUCUAGCAUCUCUAGAUAUCAUUAUGCUGUUGAUAGCAGCCAUCAUUCUCCUUUCACUCAUAUUUGGAGUUUUAUCCUGGAGAUGGUUGCGUAAGAAACAGAAAAGGGAGAAAGAGUUAAAAGAACGGAUCAAUAGGCUAAUGGAAAACCCUUACGACUGCGAGGUGGACUGGUUCAAGCUUUUUAAAAUCGAUGUCGUUAAGCCAUGGUGGGAGAUACCUCGUGGUGACCUCACCCUCCAGAAUCAGAUCGGUUCAGGGGCGUUUGGCAACGUGUUUCAAGGAUUUCUGAAAUUCACAGAAGACGGGGAAGAGCGUGGAAAGUACUGCGCAGUGAAAACUUUAAAAGAAAAUUCGACCGGGAAAGAAGCCCGUGACUUCUGCAGAGAAAUCAAAAUCAUGUCGACCAUUGGUGACCAUCCCAACAUAGUCAGCCUUAUUGGUGCGUGUACAACCAAUGGUCCUCCAUUGAUUGUAGUUAAAUUUGCGCCAAACGGUUGCCUUCUUGACUACAUCAAAGAGACCAGGCCACUGCCUCUAUAUGAAAACCAACCUCAAGAUCGUAGUCGCAAAGGAAUUACCGCGAAAGAACGAUUGAGGUUUGCGCACGAUGUUGCAAAAGGGAUGUCUUAUCUUGAAAACCAGAGGUAUAUACAUCGCGACUUAGCAACUCGGAACAUCCUUCUUGGCAAAGACAUGGUUGCCAUGGUUUCAGACUUUGGUUUGUCACGUGACRUUUACGAGUCGGGUGUUUACGAGAAUACUUGUGGGGGUAUUCUUCCUGUGCGAUGGAUGGCUCCCGAAUCUCUUCAAGACUUUAAAUACAGUACAGCAACUGAUGUGUGGUCCUAUGGAGUUCUKUUAUGGGAAAUCGAAAGUCAAGGGUUGGUUCCGUAUGGAGGACUUUCCGGUCUUCAGAUCCUCCAUCACCUACAACAWGGCUACCGACUACCCAAACCACCUGACACGUCACGUGAAUUSUAUUCGAUCAUGUGGAAAUGCUGGAGCCCGGAUCCAAAGCAAAGACCAACAUUCUUUGACCUGGUUUACCAAGUUGGAGGACUUUUAGCUGGUSUACAGGAAUAUAACCAAGACAUUAUCGCCGACAUACACCACCAGUCAGCGGUUAUACUACAAAAUCACCACCWAAGAGACAGUCAAGACAUAAACGAUGCUAUACCUCUAGACGACAUAAGGACAUAAGGACUGUUGAUAUGGCGUGUUUAUGUUCCAUAUAUGCUCUGAUUUUAUUGACGCAGUGCAUCCUGGUAUUGAUGAAAUUAUCAAGAUGGUCGUCCUAUAAAAUCUAAUGACGAUAAAGUUUCUAAGAACACUAUCAAUUGCUAAAUAGCUAUUGAA